CUCACAUCUGAGGACCGCACGGGCACCCCACAGGUCUCCUCGCUGACACCCCCGUUUUGGUUGCACCGCGUGAGACCCCAGCACUGCUCCGAGGGGCCCGAGACCUUCACGGCGUCCUGCACAACAGCAGAACUGCCAUCUGGCUGCACGUGAAGCGUUGGCAACAUGGAGUGGCUGUUCGGCAAGAAGAAGACCCCAGCAGAGCUGCUGCGUGAGAACAAGCGCAUGCUGGACCGCGCGAUCCGUGAGCUGGACCGGGAGCGCAUGGGGCUGCAGACGCAGGAGAAGAAGCUGAUCCUGGAGAUCAAGAAGAUGGCCAAGGAGGGGCAGAUGGAGGCGGUCAAGGUGAUGGCCAAGAGCCUGGUGCGCAACCGCCACGCCGUCAACAAGCUGUUCCAGCUCAAGAGCCAGCUGCAGGCGGUGUCGCUGCGGAUAGCGACGCUCAAGUCGACGCACGCGAUGGGGGAGGCGAUGGCGGGCGCCACCAAGGCCAUGGGCGCCAUGAACCGCCGCAUGAACCUGCCCGCGGUGGCCAAGAUCAUGCGCGAGUUUGAGAAGCAGAAUGAGCGCA
This is a messenger RNA of Chlorella variabilis, 571 nucleotides long. RefSeq lists its product as hypothetical. The transcript has 5 exons. Gene Ontology annotation, cellular component: multivesicular body; ESCRT III complex. The annotation marks the transcript as partial. The record is from RefSeq and is a predicted model, not a curated record. Lineage: Eukaryota; Viridiplantae; Chlorophyta; Trebouxiophyceae; Chlorellales; Chlorellaceae. Gene Ontology annotation, biological process: late endosome to vacuole transport; protein transport; endosome transport via multivesicular body sorting pathway.